CCGCUCCCGGUUCCGGCCGCCCGAGGAUGGAGGCGCGCGUGGCGCAGUCCGCGGCGAGGCUGGCGCGGCAGGUGAGGGGAAGAUUUCUAGUACUCAGCUGAGCAGAGUCCUUGGAGAUGUCAGCAUGCCCUCAUGUAAUUCCCACAGCUCCUCAUGAGGUGGUCAUCAGGAAAACGAGAUCAAGUUGUUAACUGCAGAAAUUGAGCGUCUGAAGAACUUUGGGUGCUUGGGAGUCUCCCCGAGUUUGGAAGGGCUGCGAGACGAAAACGCAAAACUCAAGUAUCGGUUAAACUUCCUUAAGAAGAGCCUUCAAGAGGAAAGAAGCAAAUCAACCAAAAGCAUGAUUAAUAUCAACAGCUGUCUCCAGGAGAUCUUUGGAGCUGCCAUUCAGGCUGCCUACCCAGACUUAGAAAACCCUCCUCUGGUGGUGACACCAAGUCAGCAGCCCAAAUUUGGGGACUACCAGUGUAACAGUGCCAUGGGCAUAUCACAGAUACUGCUCAAAACCAGGGAACAGAAGGUUAGCCCACGAGAAAUCGCGGAGAAAAUAGUAAAAAGUAUUCCUGCCAAUGAGUGCAUUGAGAAGGUCGAAAUUGCUGGUCCUGGUUUUAUCAAUGUCCACUUGAGAAAGGAUUUCGUAUCGAAGCAGCUGAGCAGUUUAUUGAUCAAUGGAGUUCAACCACCAGCUAUUGGCAAAAGGAAAAAGGUGGUGGUGGAUUUUUCCUCCCCCAACAUUGCAAAGGAGAUGCACGUUGGGCACCUGCGCUCUACCAUCAUCGGGGAGAGCAUGUGCCGGCUCUUCGAGUUCGUGGGCUAUGAUGUUCUGAGGUUGAACCAUUUAGGAGAUUGGGGCACCCAGUUUGGAAUGCUCAUUGCUCACCUCCAGGACAAAUUUCCAGAUUACUUAAGUGUUUCUCCUCCCAUUGGGGAUCUCCAAGCUUUUUACAAGGAAUCCAAGCAGAGGUUUGACACAGAGGAGGAAUUUAAGAAGAGAGCUUACCAAUGUGUGGUGCUGCUGCAGAGCAAAAACCCCGAUUUCAUUAAAGCCUGGAAUCUCAUCUGUGACGUGUCACGCAGAGAAUUCCAGAAAAUCUACAACUGUUUGGACAUCACACUCAUAGAGAGAGGGGAGUCCUUCUACCAUGAGAUGAUGAAAGACAUUGUGAAAGAAUUUGAAGAUAAAGGAUUUGUGCAGGUUGAUGAUGGCCGGAAGGUCGUGUUCGUCCCGGGUUUCCCUGUCCCACUGACCAUCAUGAAAUCAGACGGAGGUUUCACGUAUGACACGUCAGACCUGGCUGCUCUGAAGCACAGGCUGUGUGAAGAGAAGGGUGACAUCCUUAUCUACGUUGUUGACAGUGGCCAGUCUGUGCAUCUCCAAACAGUAUUUGCAGCUGGACAGAUGAUUGGCUGGUAUGAUCCCAAAGUCACCAGAGUGGCCCAUGCUGCCUUUGGAGUGGUGCUGGGAGAAGACAAGUGGUCAUUUUGGCUGUGUGUUUUCAGGAAGAAGUUCAAAACUCGUUCAGGGGACACGGUGCGUCUCAUAGACCUGCUGGAGGAAGGACUGAAACGAGCCAUGGACAAGCUGAAAGACAAGGAACGGGACAAGGUCCUGACACCAGAAGAGCUGAAAGCUGCCCAGACGUCGGUGGCUUUUGGAUGCAUUAAAUAUGCAGAUCUGUCCCACAACAGACUCAAUGAUUACGUGUUCUCCUUUGACAAGAUGCUGGAUGACCGAGGGAACACAGCUGCCUAUCUGCUCUAUGCCUUCACACGGAUCAGGGCAAUUGCUCGCCUGGCCAACAUCGAUGAGCAGAUGCUGCAGAAGGCAGCCAGGGAGGAGGUGCUUGUCCUUGACCAUGAGAAGGAGUGGAAAUUGGGCAAGUGCAUCCUGAGGUUUCCUGAGAUACUGCAGAAGAUCCUGGAGGACUUGUUAUUGCACACACUCUGUGACUACCUGUAUGAGCUGGCCACCACCUUCACUGAGUUCUACGACAGCUGCUACUGCGUUGAGAAGGACAGGCAGACUGGCCAAAUUGUGAAAGUGAACAUGUGGAGGCUGCUGCUGUGCGAAGCCACUGCCACCGUCAUGGCCAAAGGAUUCGACAUCCUGGGGAUUAAGCCUGUGCAGAGGAUGUAGCAGUUCCCUGUGGAAUGACAAUAAAGGGACUAAACAAUUGGA
Messenger RNA from Lonchura striata (white-rumped munia), 2179 nucleotides. Lineage: Eukaryota; Metazoa; Chordata; Aves; Passeriformes; Estrildidae. The record is from RefSeq and is a predicted model, not a curated record.